Messenger RNA from Perognathus longimembris pacificus (Pacific pocket mouse), 784 nucleotides. It is a transcript of the gene Polr2h, whose product is annotated as RNA polymerase II, I and III subunit H. Bases 276 to 728 code for a protein of 150 amino acids. Gene Ontology annotation, cellular component: RNA polymerase III complex; RNA polymerase II, core complex; RNA polymerase I complex. Gene Ontology annotation, molecular function: DNA-directed RNA polymerase activity. The record is from RefSeq and is a predicted model, not a curated record. Gene Ontology annotation, biological process: DNA-templated transcription. NCBI's taxonomy places the organism in Eukaryota, Metazoa, Chordata, Mammalia, Rodentia, Heteromyidae. The transcript has 5 exons.
CCGCCCUCCGCCCCUCAGCCAAUCCGAAGCGGUCCUCGGGAGCGGAAGUUCGGGCGCUCGGCGGGGAGGCGGCGGAAGUGGUCCCCGCUGGUCCGUGCGCACGCGCCGUCCGCCUUCCGGGCCGCUGUGCGCGCGUCUCUGUGUGUGUGCGUGUGUGUGUGUGCGCGUGUGCGCGCGCGUGUGUGUGGCGGCUCCGGUCUCUUCCCCCCGGGUGCGGCGGGAGGCUCGGGCCGCCCGCGCGGCCGCAGCCCGGUCCCUUCCGCCGCCCUCUCACGAUGGCGGGCAUCCUGUUUGAGGACAUCUUCGACGUGAAGGACAUCGACCCGGAGGGGAAGAAGUUUGACCGUGUAUCUCGACUACAUUGUGAGAGUGAAUCUUUCAAGAUGGACCUCAUCUUGGAUGUAAACAUUCAGAUUUACCCUGUAGACUUGGGCGACAAGUUCCGAUUGGUUAUAGCUAGUACCUUAUAUGAAGAUGGUACCCUGGAUGAUGGUGAAUACAACCCUACAGAUGACAGACCUUCCAGGGCUGACCAGUUUGAAUACGUCAUGUAUGGGAAAGUGUACCGGAUUGAGGGAGACGAAACGUCUACGGAAGCAGCAACACGCCUCUCUGCCUACGUGUCCUACGGGGGCCUGCUCAUGAGGCUGCAGGGGGACGCAAACAACCUGCACGGGUUCGAGGUGGACUCCAGAGUUUACCUGCUGAUGAAGAAGCUGGCCUUCUGAGCUUCCCGGGAAGCCGGCCGCCCGCCCGCCCGCCCGCCGCGCCGCCGGCGUGGGUC